ACUCAAAAUUUCCACGAUACAAAAUUUUUGAACUCAGUCAGAUGGAAGUGCCUCCGGCCCAGAAUGAAGAAGUAUCUACAACAACUCCCGAAGAACCGUACUCAGUGGAAUGUGUUAUCUGCCUGGAGCCGCUGUCGAUAGCUAGACGGAAGGCACUGGAGUGCUGUCACUGUUUCCACGAGUGCUGCAUCGAUGAGUGGCUGUUCCGGAAGAAGAACUGUCCAACCUGCCGCCGAGAUACGCUGGUAACGCCCCGGAAGUCAGCCAUUGCAUCGAGACGGAGGAUGCGCCGGAAUAAUCCGCUGGUCCGAGAUCCUACUACCGGUCGCAGACCUGCUCUGGCAUCCCGGCAGCGAUCACGCUCCCGACCGAAUCGAAACCCUCCUGACGGUUAG
Molecule: messenger RNA, 395 nt
Organism: Uranotaenia lowii
Lineage: Eukaryota; Metazoa; Arthropoda; Insecta; Diptera; Culicidae
Exons: 2
Coding region: 42-395 (117 amino acids)
Biological process (GO): protein ubiquitination; ubiquitin-dependent protein catabolic process
Cellular component (GO): ubiquitin ligase complex; cytosol
Molecular function (GO): ubiquitin protein ligase activity
Source: RefSeq, a predicted model, not a curated record